Manihot esculenta (cassava) is the source of this 2044-nucleotide messenger RNA. RefSeq names its product protein RTE1-HOMOLOG. Gene Ontology annotation, biological process: regulation of ethylene-activated signaling pathway; response to ethylene. Lineage: Eukaryota; Viridiplantae; Streptophyta; Magnoliopsida; Malpighiales; Euphorbiaceae. The record is from RefSeq and is a predicted model, not a curated record. The transcript has 2 exons. Bases 1239 to 1922 code for a protein of 227 amino acids. Gene Ontology annotation, cellular component: endoplasmic reticulum; Golgi apparatus.
UCUUCUUCUCCAUUCCCUACAGUUCCGCUCCCUAUGGAUUUUGGUAGUUUUUUUGUUCAAUUUUUUUUUCUUUUAUACUUGCAUUCUCUAGGUUCCAUACAUUCACUGAUAUGAAUCUGUUACGAACUGAAUCAUACUUGCUUACCUCUCUCUCUCUUUUAAUUUGAUUUGAAAUCGAUUCUCUUAAUUGCAUACAAUAAGUUUGAUCUGAGAUUAUUUGAUUACAGCUAUUAAGAAACCAUCUUAAAAAUUUUAUAGAAGGCGACUGAUUAGUGAAUAGUGAUUACCCAUUUGGUUGGUAUAAAUAUUGGUUUAACUUGACACUGUUGUACCAUAAUUACGAAUAUGAUACACGAUAGUAGCUAAUUUGGAUAACUGAGCAGCAUUAAUUUGGAACAGUGUUAGAAUUUGCGUGGUUCACUUGUUUGCUCGGCAUAUGCAAAAUAAGGAAGUGGUUUGCACUGAACUUUAGGGUUGCUCUUCUGGGUGUGCUAACAAAAGGGAAGUAGAGACAUGAUGGAUGCAUGUGCUUGGGGAAACGUUUAGGUGGAAUGGAGGGUUUUGUUGGAUCUAAGUUUGGGUUAGUGAAGGCUGUUUGCUGCUUGAUGAAUUAACUAGGAAAAUAUUUGUGCAAGGGGUUAUAUGUUUUAUGGAAGGACAAAAACCAGGAAUUUUUCUGUUUGGGAUGGGUAAUGAUCUUAUAUCAAGGGAAUGAAUGGUUGUGAAGAGUCCAGAUAUAUAAUGCCCUCAUGAAGCAUUUUUGUAUAGUUUUGCAUUAUUAAAAUUAAUUGCUUUAUACAUGAUUUAAGAUCUUACAAGUUCUAAUGAAGGACGUUCUCUCUUCGAGUGAUAGAGUCCCUUGGAAUAUACACUAGAUAACAAAUUUAUCUAUGGUCACAUUUUUUAAUUUUUAAGCUACAUUUUUUUUAAUGUUUCGCUAAUUUUAAACUUGCGGAACAAUAUCAUGUUUCAGGCUUUCAAUUAUGUUUAACUUGCAGAACAAACUUUUCCUUUUCCAAUCAAUACAUGGAAAGUUCAUUUAAAAUGGGCUUGCAAGGAUUACUGAAUUUUUUUGUUUUUGCUUAAAUUUAUAUAUUGAUUUGCAAUAUUUCUAUCCGAUAAACUUUAUUUGUCAUAUUCUUCUAUUCUUAUAUCCAGAAUAACACACACACACACACAUAUAUAUUUCAUGAGCAUCUAAUUUCUCAAGAAAAUCUAGUGUUUCACAAAUUCUGGUGAUGGAAGAAAAUGUGGAUCCUGAACAGCAGAUGGUUUUUGAAGAUCAGCAAAGCAUGCGGAUUGAUCCUAAAAGAGCACGGUUUCCCUACUGCAUUGUCUGGACACCCCUCCCUGUAAUAUCAUGGCUCAUUCCUUUCAUUGGCCAUAUUGGCAUAUGCAGAGAGGAUGGGGUAAUACUGGACUUUGCAGGGCCUAAUUUUGUCAGUGUUGACAAUUUUGCAUUUGGUUCAGUGACUCGUUAUAUACAGAUUGACAAAGAAAAGGAAUGUUCCAGUUCUCUCCGUCCAUCUGCAUGCAUAAGUGAGGAUGACGAGGAUCUAACUCGAAGAGGGACAUUGACAUGGGAUGAUGCAUUGCGGAAGAGCACGCAGGAAUUUCAACAUCACUCGUACAGCCUGUUCACUUGCAAUUGCCACUGUUUUGUUGCCAACAGCCUAAACCGAUUGGGUUUUCACUCUGGUGGGUGGAACGUGGUGAACCUUGCUACUUUGAUGUUCAUCAGAGGUCAUUGGGUCAGUACAGGAUCAAUUGUGCGAUCUUACUUACCAUUUGUCGUGGUGUGUGGUCUUGGACUGAUAUUUGGUGGCUCGACCUUUUUAACUUUUCUGGCCUUCUUUACCUUCUUUCUUGUGGGUUGGUUUCUUCUUGGUAGCUAUUGUUUUAAGAAUUUGAUCCAGUUGUAGCCCUUCUGUUAUUUGCUCUUCUUCCUGUAAAAGAAAAGUCGUUAAACGAACUUGUAGUUCAGGUGUACACACAAAACAAUGGAAACUAUAAAUACUGCGCUUUAGUUUCUUCGGUGGACAAA